Messenger RNA from Fulvia fulva, 786 nucleotides. RefSeq lists its product as uncharacterized. The record is from RefSeq and is a predicted model, not a curated record. NCBI's taxonomy places the organism in Eukaryota, Fungi, Ascomycota, Dothideomycetes, Mycosphaerellales, Mycosphaerellaceae. The coding region runs from base 1 to 786 and encodes 261 amino acids. The transcript has a single exon.
AUGGCUUCAACGACCCUGAAACACAUCUGGGAAGACGAGCAUCUCUGGAGCACAGUGGUCUUCGGCGAUAGCCUUGCUUUCUUCUCGCUGUGCGUAUUUGCGGUGUAUGAGGGGCUCGAAGACGUAGUCAUGGAGUGGGCUAGGGUCGAGGCGUCUGCGCGGUAUCUCGCUAGGACGAACGAGACAUAUGCACCGGAGGUCUGGCGAGGGUCCAUUGUUCGGUCCAUGGUGACAGCUGCCAACGUCUGCUCGACCGACAACUCCGCUGAUCGUGCUCUCAGCAUGUUCUUCAAGGUUGUGCAAUGGCGCGUUGCGGGGAGACAGCAACGGCCGUCAGGUACCGCUGCUAGGAUCAGUCUAUUUGCUGCAGCGGUAGAGCUCAUGAACGCAUUAUCUUCCGGGAGGUAUCAUAACACAGGCCCUCAACUUUACUCCACUUUCCAGGGACUAUGCAACAAGAGCCACAUCCGACCCCGAAGUGAUUUUAAUGGUUCAUGGGAGCUUAGCAUUGCCCGUCUCGCACUGUAUCACCCCACUAACCCGGACCCGGACCCUACAAUCGAACUUAUGCGCGACUUGUUGGCACGCCAUGGGAGCGGUUUCGAUCCUGUGCCGCAUAUGCGGGACCCGUACAAGAGAAGCCUACAAAGAUGCCAUGAGUUGCUACGAUCACAAAAGCGCGAGCAAGACAGCGAAUGGAUUACUCAGGUAGACAAGGAUGUCUUCGGGUCGAGUCUCGACAUAUCGACGAACGUCUCGAGCAACGGAGGGCCUCACAGGGUAUGA